Messenger RNA from Ctenopharyngodon idella (grass carp), 1266 nucleotides. RefSeq lists its product as uncharacterized. The record is from RefSeq and is a predicted model, not a curated record. Gene Ontology annotation, cellular component: membrane. NCBI's taxonomy places the organism in Eukaryota, Metazoa, Chordata, Actinopteri, Cypriniformes, Xenocyprididae. The transcript has a single exon. Gene Ontology annotation, biological process: sensory perception of taste; G protein-coupled receptor signaling pathway. Gene Ontology annotation, molecular function: G protein-coupled receptor activity. Bases 331 to 1266 code for a protein of 311 amino acids.
UCUUCAAUCUACAAUAUUUAUAAAUAGUUUUAUUUAAAAAGUAUUGUUUUGUUUUUCUAUCUAAAGUAUUGAGAACUCAAACAAUAAUUUCUGUAGUAGCACUGAUUACGUAACACUCCAAAAAGAGCUUGUGAAUAGUUCUGUUUUUAACCAUGUAAGAAUGUGUGUGAUUUGUUUAUGGUUGGCCGUUGAGCCACAUUUAAUUCACCAACCUAUUUUACUUUCACCUUAUUUAUUGGCGAUGUCGUAAUAAAAGCCUAGGUGUAUCAGGAAGAGCAGGGCAUUUUCUGGACUGCCACCAUAGACAACUGAUUGGAGGCAACACUGAAGAUGGAGCCUUGGCUAUUUGCUUUGAUCUCCAGUCCCCUUUGCCUCACAGCCACAGUCUUCAACAUCAUCUUCUUUUUUUGCCUAAUGCGACCAGUCUCUGGAGUGACGCUUCACAAUCCACUGCGCUUCUUGUUAAUCAUUGUGUUAUUCAAUUCAACAUUUCAACAACUUCUCACUGCCCUGACCAUUAUUAUGCUUCUUUUUGAAUCCCCUUUCUGGCUUCAAACGCUAUGCAGAGUUUUGAUUUAUCAAUUUUUCUGCGGCAACUUCUCAUGCAAUGCCUGGAUUAGCAUUUUCUACUACAUGUCAAUUGUUCCUCAACAUCGUGCCAUCUUUAUCUGGAUUAAGAGGAAUAUUAGAGUCAUAUUAUAUGUCGGCUUCGUUCUGAAUCAGAUAAUGCUUCUGUUUUCUUUGACUUUGGGAACAGUAUCAUAUUUUUUGCUUGAGCCCGUCCCAGAGAAUUUUACCUCUCAUGAUCUGAACACAACAUCAUCAGCAAGCUUAGAGUCAGACCUGUAUUUAUUUCAUAUGUCAAAUUUUUUGUAUUUGCUAUAUUGCACUUGUCCAAUGAUCACAUUAUUAAUCUCUUGGGGCAAAACUUUUGUUUAUCUGCGUGAACAUAUGAAAAAGAUGGGGCAGAGCAGUGAAUCUUUUUCCCAACCUCAGCAGAAGAGCCAGAUGCGGGUCACAGUAACAGGCAUGGUACAGACGGCCCUGUUCCUGCCCAGCAGCCUAUGGACUGUAGCAGUCGCUGCCUUAUUCAUAACAGACCUCUUUGAAAAAGUUGAUCCUCAUAGAUUUAUCACAAUGUCAUUUUGCUCAGCAUCCAGCUUGGGAAAUAUACUUUGUUUUGGAUUCUCCCAGUCUGUGUUUCGCCGUGGAAUUGUAAGUGUGAUUAACAAACUCAAAAGACUAAAGAUGAAUGCCUUGUGUUAG